This is a messenger RNA of Nanorana parkeri, 2841 nucleotides long. It is a transcript of the gene CDC27, whose product is annotated as cell division cycle 27. Gene Ontology annotation, biological process: cell division. The record is from RefSeq and is a predicted model, not a curated record. Gene Ontology annotation, molecular function: protein binding. Bases 99 to 2600 code for a protein of 833 amino acids. The transcript has 19 exons. NCBI's taxonomy places the organism in Eukaryota, Metazoa, Chordata, Amphibia, Anura, Dicroglossidae.
UUAAAUGAGCCGGAGCCGCCCGUCUGACGUCUUGAGAGCAGCCGACAGGCGGAGAGGUCCCGACAGCGGGAGAAGGAGCGGACGAGGGAGGCCGGAGAAUGACGGUGCUGCAAGAACCCGUCCAGGCUGCUAUAUGGCAAGCACUGAAUCACUACGCAUACCGAGAUGCUGUAUUCUUGGCAGAAAGACUUUAUGCAGAAGUACAUUCAGAAGAAGCGUUGUUUCUACUAGCUACAUGUUACUACCGCUCAGGAAAAGCUUACAAGGCUUACCGGCUCCUGAAAACCCACAGCUGUACCACCCCACAGUGUAAAUAUCUUCUUGCUAAAUGCUGCGUGGACCUUAGCAAGCUGGCAGAGGGUGAACAGAUCCUGUCAGGCGGUGUGCUGAAUAAACAAAAGAGCCAAGAGGAGAUAGUUACAGAGUUCGGAGACUCAGCCUGCUUUACACUGUCACUGCUCGGCCAUGUAUAUUGCAAAACGGAUCGUUUGGCCAAAGCAUCAGAAUGUUACCAAAAGAGCCUUAGUCUAAAUCCCUUUCUGUGGUCCCCUUUUGAAUCGUUAUGUGAAAUAGGUGAAAAGCCAGACCCUGAGCAGACCUUCAAACUGACCUCCCUUCAGAACUUCAGUAGCUACCUGAAUAACUCUUGCACAGUAAUGGUGAACAAUCACAAUGUCAUAUCUCACAGGCAACCUGACACAGUAUUAAUGGAGACUCCCCAAGACACUAUAGAAUUAAAUAGAUUGAACCUGGAAUCCUCCAAUAUAAAGUACACCUUCAAUAUGGACUCCACCAUGUCCUACAUAGACCCAGCAGUGAUCUCCCCUGAUGCUUUGCCCCUGGGAACCGGUACCUCUAUAUUAUCCAAACAGACUCAGAAUAAACCAAAAAGUGGGCGCAGUCUAUUGGGAGGUCCGGCAGCACUGAGCCCACUCACACCCAGUUUUGGAAUUUUGCCACUAGAAACACCCAGCCCGGGAGAUGGGUCGUACUUACAGACCUACAACUCCUCCUGUGUGCUUGAUGUGUCAUCCUCUGGUGCCCCUGCUAAGAAGGUUUGUAAUUCCUUCAAACAUAUCUCUUCUGUGGCCAGAAUCAGCCAACCAGGAACAAAGUCAGUGUUCUCGCAGAGUGGCAACAGCCGGGACGUGACCCCAGUGCUGCUACAGACUCAGGGUUCCGGACCUCAGACCAGUACUACACCCCAGGUACUGAGCCCAACAAUAGCUGCCCCUCCUAAUGCUUUACCGCGGCGUAGUUCUCGCCUCUUCACCAGCGACAGCUCUACCACCAAGGAGAACAGUAAAAAGCUGAAAAUGAAAUUUCCUCCCAAAAUCCCAAAUCGGAAAACCAAAAGCAAAACCAACAAAAGUGGUGUCACACAAGCCAAUCUAAACGAGAGUUUGGAAAUCAGCAAACUAGAUUCCUCCAUUAUUUCAGAGGGAAAGAUCGCCAAUGUGGGGCCUCAAAUUCAGGCCUUGUCAAUACAGAAGGCAGCAGCAGAAGGUUUAAUGAGCCUAUUGAGGGACAUGGGAAAAGGUUAUUUGGCCUUGUGUUCCUAUAAUUGUAAAGAGGCCAUCAAUAUCUUGAGCCACCUCCCCUCUCAUCACUACAACACUGGUUGGGUUCUGUGUCAGAUUGGCAGAGCAUAUUUUGAGAUGGCAGAGUAUUUGCAGGCAGAACGUGUGUUCUCAGAAGUGCGCAGGAUUGAAAGCUAUCGAGUCGAAGGCAUGGAGAUCUACUCAACCACACUCUGGCAUCUUCAGAAGGAUGUUGCACUGUCAGUGCUCUCAAAAGACCUCACUGACAUGGACAAAAACUCCCCGGAGGCUUGGUGUGCUGCUGGGAACUGCUUUAGUCUGCAGAGAGAACAUGACAUUGCCAUUAAGUUCUUCCAGCGGGCUAUUCAGGUGGAUCCUGGUUAUGCGUAUGCCUUCACUCUCCUCGGCCAUGAAUUUGUUCUAACAGAGGAGCUAGAUAAAGCCCUUGCUUGCUUCCGAAAUGCCAUUCGCGUCAACCCUAGACACUACAACGCAUGGUAUGGUCUUGGAAUGAUAUAUUAUAAGCAGGAGAAGUUCAGUCUGGCAGAGAUGCAUUUCCAGAAAGCACUAGAUAUCAACCCUCAAAGUUCAGUAUUGCUCUGUCACAUAGGAGUGGUUCAGCACGCACUUAAAAAAUCAGAUAAGGCUUUGGAUACGCUUAACAAAGCCAUUUCAAUCGACCCCAAAAACCCGCUAUGCAAGUUCCACAGAGCCUCCAUCUUGUUUGCCAAUGAGAAAUAUAAGUCUGCACUGCAGGAGUUGGAGGAGUUGAAACAGAUUGUCCCUAAAGAAUCCCUAGUUUACUUUUUGAUAGGAAAGGUGUACAAGAAGCUGGGUCAGACGCAUCUGGCCCUGAUGAACUUUUCUUGGGCCAUGGACCUGGAUCCCAAAGGAGCCAACAACCAGAUCAAAGAGGCCAUAGACAAGCGCUACCUGCCAGAUGAUGAGGAAGCUGUGACUCAAGAAGAACAAAUCAUGGGGACGGAUGAAUCGCAAGAAAGCAGCAUGACAGAUGCAGAUGACACACAGUUGCACGCGGCUGAGAGUGACGAAUUUUAACGCGCCCCUCGCUCCCCACCGGACAUGUGGCGCUGGGGUGUCUGACUGUUAUUUUACUCCACACUCCCAGCCUCUCACCCUUGCCUUCUCAGAUGCCUGUCGCAGGCCGGCACUUUGUAUCAUCAUCAUGAUCAUCAUCAUUGCCUCUUGACAUCAUUAUCAGCCAUUCAUCUUCCCCUCUUCCUUCUGAUUUUAAAGUCCUGCAGAAAAUUAAAGACUGUGCAAUAUGUGGGUCGCACUC